AUUCAUUCAUCAGUAGUUGACGACGACACGACGGCAGAUUAGAAAAUCUUUUUUUUUUCUCGCGGCGUCCAUUAGUCGGCAAGGUUGGUUAUGCGAAAGUCGAUUCAGUAAAGUGGCAACAGCAUACAAAAGUGUCGUUUUAUUUCACAGCAAAGUGUGUACAUUUUGUAGUUAGAGAGAUUGGCCAUAGCAAAAUCGUGUGUAUCGCCGAAAGAAAUCAGAACCGGAACGAGUUGAAGUUGACGCGUCAAAAUGCCGGCUUCCGGGACAUUCAAACUGUUCAUCGGCAACGUCGACGAAAAGACUCAGCCAUCCGAUUUGCGGCCGCUCUUUGAAAAGUACGGAACCGUAGUCGAGUGUGACGUGGUGAAGAAUUACGGUUUCGUGCACAUGGAAAACGAGGAUCAGGGCCGAGAUGCGAUUCAGAAUCUGGACGGGUACGUGGUCAAUGGUAAAGCAAUCAAGGUGGAAGCGGCCAGGAAUCGUCGCGCGCCGAACGCAAACACGACCAAGAUAUUCGUGGGCAAUUUGACCGACGUUACACGCGCUCCGCAAGUUCGCGAACUGUUUCAGAAGUACGGUACCGUCGUCGAGUGUGAUAUCGUGCGGAACUACGGUUUUGUCCAUCUGGAUCCGACCGGCGAUGUUAACGAGGCAAUCCGUGAACUCAACGGUAUGAUGGUGGACGGACAACCGAUGAAGGUACAGGUGUCCACCAGCCGGGUUCGACCGAAGCCCGGUAUGGGGGAUCCGGAGAUGUGCUACCGGUGUGGCCGCUCUGGCCACUGGUCCAAGGAGUGCCCGCGUCUGCUCUGGUCCGAAAGUAGAUUCCGCGAUCGACCGAUGUAUGCCAGGGAUCCGUAUCCACCGCCGCCGCCGCCACCGUUCCUCCGCGAUCGCAUUAUGGAUGGAUUUAGGGAUACCUUUGACUAUUACGACCGGUACGAUGACCCCAGAGAUCUGUUUGAGCGCCGCUACGGAAUCCGUGGACGCGACUUUCCCCCCCUGAGAAGCCGCGAGCCGAUGCCACCGAUUCCUCCAUUGAUGCGUCGCAGUGCUGUGGAAAGCAGCCGCAGCAGCAACUAUGAUUCCAUAUUCAGUCGUCGCACACCGCCGCCACCGAGUCGCAACGGAAGCAGCAUCAGCCGCUUCGGAGUCUAUGAGGACUUUAGCCGGGACUCGUUCGACGAUCGGCGACAAGGAUUGCGGGGACCUUCACCCACCCAUCGGUACGCUCCAUACUGAGACGAGUUGCACCCCAUUGGAAGCAUCAGCAACGGGCGUUUACUUCGGCCCAAUACAUACUUCUACGAGACACGCUGAGAAAGCUUGAAUAAAAACUUGAUGUUCGCGGCACAGAUUAUGUAGCAAAGUAUCAUCAAAUAGGUAGCGGUACACGUAUCUAUAAUUUGUGUUCUUAUCCUUUCUUUAAAUUAAGCGUCAUUUGAAUCACGGAAACAACGCAAUAUUGGAAUCUUAUUUUCAAACACGUAAUCUAUACGAUGCUGUAGCAUCAACUGUAUGAUCAACUAUUUAAAAACACUAUAAGUUAGGUUUUACAAGUCUUAUCGGACUUAAGCAGUUUUAAUGUUCUUUCAUAAUGAAAGAAUAAGUUUAAUUCAAAAUUCGUGUAUCCAGUCAAAAAACGUUAUUUCAAACUAAAAAAGUUACUUAGAAAUAAAUCCAGGACUAAAAACAAAACUUAUAAUGCAGGAAAUGAUUUAUGAUUGUUUUCCUAAAUAUUGAUAAACAAUAAACAGAUAUCACUACUAAAACAUAA
Messenger RNA from Aedes aegypti (yellow fever mosquito), 1780 nucleotides. It is a transcript of the gene lark, whose product is annotated as RNA-binding protein lark. Gene Ontology annotation, cellular component: cytosol. Lineage: Eukaryota; Metazoa; Arthropoda; Insecta; Diptera; Culicidae. Gene Ontology annotation, molecular function: mRNA binding; zinc ion binding. The record is from RefSeq and is a predicted model, not a curated record. The transcript is spliced from 3 exons. The coding region runs from base 253 to 1245 and encodes 330 amino acids.